UCUCAUUAGUUUCUACAUUUAACGGUUAAAUAUUAUGGAGGGUUCUACUAAACAGGUAGAAAGCUGUGAGAUGGAACCAUGGCAAGAUCUAAGUGGCAAGAUUGUUAUGGUUACCGGCGCAUCUGCUGGUAUUGGCUGGGAAGUUUGUAUCAACUUAGCCAAGUCUGGUUGUAGGAUCAUUGCUGCUGCUCGUCGAACUGAGCGCCUGAAGGCUUUAUGCGAUGUAAUUAACAAUGUGGCUAUGUCCGAGGAUGAGGCAAACCAAAGUGAGGCGCCUAGAAAUGGUGGCGUUCGAGCAGUGGCAGUGGAGCUUGAUGUAAGCUCCAAUGGUCCCACCAUUGAAGCAUCCGUGCGUAAGGCUUGGGACGCUUUUGGGCAUAUCGAUGUUUUAAUCAACAAUGCCGGUAUCAGAGGUCCUUUACAAAAUGUGGUAGAUCUAUCAGAAGAGGAUUGGGAUAGAACCUUUAGAACAAAUGUAACAGGAUCAUGGUUGGUGUCGAAGUAUUUUUGCUUUCAGAUGCGUGGUUUUGAUCAAGGAGGAUCCAUAGUCAACAUCUCUUCGAUUGCUGGCCUUAAUCGUAUUCAUCCACAUGGAGCCGUUGCUUAUGUUUCUUCAAAAUCAGCCCUUGACACCAUGACUAAAGUGAUGGCAAUGGAACUUGGAAGAUAUAACAUAAGGGUAAACUCAAUUGCUCCCGGGUUAUUCAAAUCCGAGAUAACAGAGAACCUCUUUAAGAAAAAAUGGAUCAAGAACUUUGCUUCAAAAACAGUUCCAUUGAGAGAUUUUGGCACAACCGACCCAGCCAUGACGUCGUUGCUAAGGUACCUGAUCCAUGACUCAUCAAGGUACCUGACCGGUAAUAUUUUCAUUGCAGAUGGAGGACAUACCUUAGCUGGUGUGCCACUUUAUUCGUCACUUUAAAUUUACUCUUCCUCUAAUAAUCAAGUAUGUUCACUGUGUCGUCAUUAGA
Molecule: messenger RNA, 971 nt
Organism: Erigeron canadensis
Lineage: Eukaryota; Viridiplantae; Streptophyta; Magnoliopsida; Asterales; Asteraceae
Product: 3-oxoacyl-[acyl-carrier-protein] reductase FabG-like
Exons: 3
Coding region: 35-922 (295 amino acids)
Molecular function (GO): oxidoreductase activity
Source: RefSeq, a predicted model, not a curated record